GACAUGAGUGGGGACGCUCAACAAAGACGAAGCAUGAAGACCACAUGUCUGCAGGCUGCUGCUGUGCUGCUGUCACUCAUCUCUCUGGUUGCCAGUGCUGAUUCAGAGAACUUGAGGGAGAGCUCAAAAGCCAAGGUGAAGACUUACUGGACUGAAAGCAGCAAGGCCUUCUCCAUCAGCCGCCUGCUGUCCCAGACCCUCUACGACAAGGAGAACUUCACCUCACUGGAUCUGAAUUACGACGAUGCAGAGCUCUAUUCUAAACGAGAACAGUGGAACUGGCUUUACAACACUUCAAACCAACGUGAUCCUCGAUCCAGGACGAAGCGGCGACCUAUCGUGAAGACGGGGAAGUUCAAGAAGAUGUUCGGCUGGGGGGACUUCCACUCCAACAUCAAGACGGUGAAGCUGAAUCUCCUCAUCACUGGGAAAAUCGUGGAUCACGGCAACGGCACGUUCAGCGUCUACUUCCGCCACAACUCCACCGGCCAGGGCAACGUCUCUGUGGGGCUGGUGCCACCGACGAAAGCCGUGGAGUUCCAGGUCCACCCGCCGCACCAGCAGUUCCACCACCAUCACCACCAGCAGCAGCAGACGGCCCUGGAGACGAAGGACACCAAGCUCUUCAACUGCAGAGUGGAGUACGAGAAGGUGGAGAAGGGCACCAGGAACUCGCUGUGUGCCCACGACCCCUCGCAGAGCUGCCCGCAGGAGCAGACGCAGAGCCACGUGUCCUGGCUGUGCUCCAAGCCCUUCAAAGUCAUCUGCAUCUUCAUCACCUUCUACAGCACCGACUACAAGCUGGUGCAGAAGGUUUGUCCUGACUACAACUACCACAGCGACACCCCCUACCUCCCCACCGGCUGA
Molecule: messenger RNA, 867 nt
Organism: Cheilinus undulatus (humphead wrasse)
Lineage: Eukaryota; Metazoa; Chordata; Actinopteri; Labriformes; Labridae
Product: neurexophilin-1
Exons: 2
Coding region: 4-867 (287 amino acids)
Molecular function (GO): signaling receptor binding
Source: RefSeq, a predicted model, not a curated record